AUGUCCAGGGGCUUCAUCCCUCCGAUUCUAUUCUCUCAGUGUCUUGACCAUGUUCCUCCCACAGGACUCUGUGUACCCCCCGCCCGCAGCGGACACCGCUGUGUUGCAGACAGCACCAACCUGUAUGUGUUUGGAGGCUACAACCCUGACUUUGAGGAGGGAGGGGGGUCCGAGAAUGAGGACUACCCUCUCUUCAGGGAGCUUUGGAAGUUUCAUUUUGCUACGGCCACCUGGCAGCAGAUACGCACAGAGGGUUACAUGCCCACAGAGCUGGCUUCUAUGUCAGCUGUUUUACACGGCAACAACCUGCUUGUGUUUGGUGGCACUGGGAUUCCAUUUGGGGAAAACAACGGCAACGAGGUCCAUGUUUGCAAUGUUCAGUACAAACGGUGGAACCUCCUCAACUGCAAAGGGAAGAAACCCAACAAGAUCUACGGACAGGCGAUGGUCAUCAUAAAUGGCUACCUCUAUGUGUUUGGCGGGACAACAGGCUACCUUUACAGCACUGACCUGCACCGGCUGGACUUGAGCACCAGAGAGUGGACCCACCUCAAACCCAACAACACACCCUCAGAUCUUCCUGAGGAGAGGUACAGACAUGAACUAGCUCAUGAUGGACAGAGAAUAUACAUUUUAGGAGGUGGGACUUCCUGGACUUCAUAUCCCAUGGAUAAGAUUCACGCAUAUAACUUGGAGACAAAUUAUUGGGAGGAAAUGGUCACCAAACCCCAUGAAAAAAUAGGAUAUCCUGCUGCCCGUCGUUGUCACAGCUGUGUGCAGGUCAAAGAUGAGGUGUUUAUAUGUGGGGGUUAUAAUGGAGAGCUGAUCCUAUCUGACCUGUGGAAGAUCAACCUGCAGACAUUCCAGUGGACCAAGCUGCUGGCAACCAUGCCAGAACCAGCCUACUUUCACUGCGCUGCCGUCACUCCGGCUGGCUGCAUGUACGUCCAUGGCGGCGUCGUCAACAUGUUUGGGAACCGAAGGUCCGGCUCUUUGUACAAAGUGUGGUUGGUGGUGCCCAGCCUGCUGGAACUGACCUGGGAGAAACUGCUAAAAACGUUCCCUCACUUGGCCCAGCUGUCGAGCCUUCAGCUGCUCGGCUUGGGACUGACGCACACACUCAUCCAGCGGCUCAAAUAGACGGAGCAACUGAAGCGGUAUGUGACGGAGCAGCACUGACUCUAAAAACACUGAAGGCAAAAAACGCUUUUCUUUUAAAGGACCAAGAGAGGCUGAUGUCAGAGGACUAUGGAAAACAUUUAAUGCCUUUUUAACUUAAGUUUUAUGUAAAUGUGAGUUUUUUUUUCUUUUUUUUUUUCUGUUUUUAGGCAAAAUGCAAUGUUUGGAUGUUUUGCUGUCAGACUUUGUUCUGCGUGCAUCUGACACCAUGGAUAAGCAUGGUCACCAGAAUCACUCCUUCUUUUGCUUAGCUCUUGUCAUUUCGGAUACACUAUCUAGUGCAUUCCCCAGUUUUUUGUGUUUUUACCACAUUGCUGUUAAAGCAGGAACAUUGAAAUGAUCCAAAGACCUUCUUAAAAGGGUAAAUUAAUUUGCCUGCGUUGAUGUCAUUUUAGAUCAAAGUCAGACUGAUCAGCUUGUGUCACUGUUGCUGAAGUGAUAAGUCAGCUGGUGCUACACCCACUGUCACAUAGGUAAGAUGACUGUAACAGUGCUGAUAUCAAAUUACAUUUUUUAGUAAUCAGUCAGAUUAUUUUAAAAGAGAGGACACUUUGACUGGUAUACUUAAAAGUCUAAUGAGGUCAAUUAUUAAAGGCGUUAUGUUUUAGCCUCAAAGGCCUUCCAAUUCUGACAUUUAGCUGUGAUUGUUACUGUACAGAUUUAAAAAUGUUCCAAAAUGUCACAUUAGGCCCUAGGAUCAGAUAACUCUAAAGCCUUUUUAACUCAUCAUGGCAUCACUGUGAAGCUUUAUAGUGCCUCUUCCAUUGUUCUUCCUCUUAAAGGAAAAAUAAAGCUUAAUUAAGUUGGAAAUGAAGGAAUUCACUUUUAGAGCCGCAGUGAUUCUCAUGCACUUUUCAGUUCUACAUUUGGUGCCUUCUGCAUUGUUACACCGUUUUAACACUUGAAUGUGUGUGUAGUAAGAUCUUCAUUUGUUCUGAACUGUGCACACAAAGCCUUCUUUCCCAUGUGAUCUACCUGGCGUUCUCCAAAUGAGCCUUUUGUUGCUGAAUCUUUCUGCUCCUGGAGAUGCAGUCAAAGUUAAAAGAGAAAUCUAUUUAUUUGAGCCUCUGUUUUGUUGCAGAACAUGUAGCUACAUUUCCGUUUUAAUGAAUUCUCGUUUCACUGCCCCUUGAUGCCUAAACUCAAACGCUUUUAUACUUACACAUAGUCGGAAUUUUCUUUUUCGUGUCGUUUUUCCAGAGAACGUGCUAUGGUGCCUUUUCUAAAAAGAACAAGGCAUGGGACUUGUAAUAAGGUAGGGUAAGAGGCGUACUCAGGAUGUGGCAUGCUUUGAUCAAAAUGUCAACAGAAGCUAGUCUCAUCUAUAACUAACUAUCAUAAUGCCCAUUUUCAUUUCAAAUAUCUACCUUAAUUGUUAUUUUUGCCUUAUUUAUAUCUUCUUAUGAAGAAACAGCUUCACUACACGCUCCGACUUGUAAAAUCGACUGCCUUGCAUAAUAUUGACAUGCUUAUAUUGGCAUCAUUUUUGAUGUUCAAAGAAAGUCAAAUGAUCUCCUUUGCAUGUCGGUAUGGUGUGCAUGUCACUUUACAUAAAUUCUCGGGAGAAAAGGUGAAUGUCUUCUCAAAAGCAACUAUGGCUGUAAUGUACAUAUAUUUUUCAGGUCCUGUCUGUACAAACAAUAAAAACAGGCAGACAGUUUUUCAAAAUGUUGUAUUGACGAGAGUUAUUAUUCUAGCUAGCACAGCCAGCCAUGCCACUCUUUCCAUAUAUAGGGUACCAGUGUUUUAUCUAAAAUGUCACAUUUUGGAGUUAAAGUCUAAAAAACAUUAUACCAGUACCUUUUUAUUUUUUUUAAACAAAAAGGUUUAGUGCAGAUACGUUAUAUACUAUUCAGUUGUAUUUGAUCAAAAAACAAAACAUACAGAUGUUCUCUUCAGUUUACAAAGACCGUAAGAGUGAGUUUAAGGAGACAUUGUUAAAUGUAUCUUACAAACGCUGCAUUUUACAGUAGUAUAGAUGUGCAACUUGCCUGAUAUUAAAAGGCUCAUUCAUUUGCAUGGUUGUACGGACUUUUAAAUAAUUACUAAAAACCUGUCAGAAUUUACACUGAAAGUAGUCAGAAAGGGAGGGGUUUUACAUUUCACAUUAAGGUCCAAUUCCAAACCUCCCCACUCCCCCCCACUGACUGAGUGGGUAGAUGGCAUAGUCUCAUUCAC
Messenger RNA from Notothenia coriiceps (black rockcod), 3357 nucleotides. RefSeq names its product kelch domain-containing protein 10-like. The record is from RefSeq and is a predicted model, not a curated record. The transcript is spliced from 9 exons. Gene Ontology annotation, biological process: positive regulation of stress-activated MAPK cascade. Gene Ontology annotation, molecular function: protein binding. NCBI's taxonomy places the organism in Eukaryota, Metazoa, Chordata, Actinopteri, Perciformes, Nototheniidae. Bases 1 to 1140 code for a protein of 379 amino acids.